Phanerochaete carnosa HHB-10118-sp is the source of this 654-nucleotide messenger RNA. RefSeq lists its product as uncharacterized. NCBI's taxonomy places the organism in Eukaryota, Fungi, Basidiomycota, Agaricomycetes, Polyporales, Phanerochaetaceae. The coding region runs from base 34 to 540 and encodes 168 amino acids. Gene Ontology annotation, biological process: mitochondrial electron transport, succinate to ubiquinone; tricarboxylic acid cycle. The transcript is spliced from 5 exons. The record is from RefSeq and is a predicted model, not a curated record. Gene Ontology annotation, molecular function: ubiquinone binding; heme binding. Gene Ontology annotation, cellular component: mitochondrial envelope; membrane.
CUUCCGCAUCCGCCCUCGCUGCCAACGACCAUCAUGUCCUCUGCCGUCGUUGUUCGCUCGCUCGUCAACAGGAACGUCGCCUCGGCGGUUGUCCGCAAGUCCUUCAGGCCGCUCGCCCUCCAAGUGAGGCAUGCGCACCAAGAUACCGCAUAUGUUCCUGGUGGUCCCAUUUACAAGGGCACUGUGAACGACCCUACUACAUUUCCUCCACCCAAUCGUAGCCAUGGCUCGUACCACUGGGCGUUCGAGCGCCUCCUCUCUGCUAGUCUCAUCCCUAUGACCGCCGCGGCCUACGUUACCAGCGGUACCAACUACCCUGUCCUCGACGGCAUCCUUGGCAUGAGCCUUAUCGUCCACAGUCACAUUGGGUUCGACAGUAUCGUGGUGGACUACCUGCACAAGCGCAAGUUCCCCGUCCUCGGCCCUAUCACCUCGUGGACUCUGCGCGCGGUAACCGUCGCCGCCCUUGUUGGCGUGUACCAGUUCAACACGAACGACAUUGGUCUCACGGAACUCAUCGCCAAGGUCUGGCAUGCAUGAGGAAGCUUAAAACCCUUUGGACGUUGUGGCUAUCAGCAUCGCUUCCUGCAUUAGCAACAUAUCUGUCUCUGGCCCCCAACAAUGUAAUUUCUUCUCCAGCCAAACGAAUAUAGU